AUGAGGCAUGUCCUAGAUGUUAUGCACAUUGAGAAGAAUGUUGGCGAUAGUAUCAUUGGUACAUUGCUGGAGAUCCCUGGAAAAAAUAAAGAUGGGAUUGCUGCUCAAUUAGAUUUAUUGAACAUGGGGGUCAAAACUGAUAUGCAACCUGAGUAUGGAGAAAGUCGUACUCGCUUGCCUACAAGGCCUUGGAAUUUGUCAAGAGCAGAGAAGAGAGCGGUUUGUAACUUUUUCUAUGGUAUGAAGGUCCCUAAAGUUCUAGCCAGAAUCCACGCUGUGCCAUGGAAAGAGAUCAAGCAAGUGAUGCUAGGCACUCAGCCCAUGGUAGUACCAACAGUAGACGUUCCAGGUCUAGUUGCCGAAGGUGAAACCAAAUACAGGAGGCUGUGCUCCGACAAAAGGCCACAACACAAAGGAGACAGGAUACUCUAA
Prunus armeniaca (apricot) is the source of this 432-nucleotide messenger RNA. NCBI's taxonomy places the organism in Eukaryota, Viridiplantae, Streptophyta, Magnoliopsida, Rosales, Rosaceae. The record is from the annotation of a GenBank genome assembly.